Coccomyxa subellipsoidea C-169 is the source of this 552-nucleotide messenger RNA. RefSeq lists its product as hypothetical. Bases 1 to 552 code for a protein of 183 amino acids. Gene Ontology annotation, molecular function: fatty-acyl-CoA binding. Lineage: Eukaryota; Viridiplantae; Chlorophyta; Trebouxiophyceae; Coccomyxaceae. The record is from RefSeq and is a predicted model, not a curated record. The transcript has 5 exons. Gene Ontology annotation, biological process: fatty acid metabolic process.
AUGCCGCACGCAGAUUCAGCUCUGGCAGGCAUUGCCGCUGCUGGCAAUGACCCAGAAGCGCUCGCUGAAGCAAUUGAACAGGCUUCCUUUCUUGAUGCCACACCUGGCGAGGACCGCCAGAAACUGCGUGCUGCAAGGACAAAGCUGAAGAAGAUGCUGAAAGAUGAGGAGGCGAAGAAGGCAGCGGCUGUUGCAAAGUCCGCAGCUGACAGGUCACCUCACGCUAAGGAGUCCUACGAUGUCAGUGAGUUUGCAGCUCUGGUUGAGAAGUACGAGAAGCUCAACUGGAAGAUCAUCUCCAAGCCUGGAGGAGCCACCGUGAAGCCAGACGACUUCUACACCCUCUAUGGGCUGCACAUGGUGGCCGUGAAUGGGGAGAACACAGCGGAGCGUCCCAUGUGGACGGAGAAGGGUGGAUUGGACUUUGAAGGGCGGGCCAAGUGGGACGCCUGGGCCGCCGUCAAGGGCACCAAGCCCGACAAGGCCAAGCUCGAGUUUGUCAGGGCGUACUAUGAGUUUCCUGUGAAGGCCCUGUACACGGACACGCGCUAA